AUGGAGAGAUCAAGUAAUGUCUGGGGCUAUGAAUGCAAGAUUAACUAGCAUAAAGAGCCAGAGCUGUUUCCUCAGGAAGAGGUCUACAUCAAAAUCCUGAAUGUUAAAUUUGUAGAUGAUAAGUAAAGCAAAUAUGACAAUAUCAUUUCUUAAUAUAUCUUAUUUAGCAUUAAGAAAAAGGAAGUAGGAGGAAAUUUAUUACUUACAACAUUAAGAGUGCUCUGGUACAAAGACAAUUUAGCUCUUGAAGUGCCAUUAUUUUACGUUAAGGAAUUCAAAAAGGGGGGUGGAUUAUUCAAGAGUCAAAACAUCAAGCUUGUUCUUCAUCAACCAGAAUCCCAUUCUUAAUAUAUGAUUGAGUAUCAUUCAAAGAUACUUAGACUACCAGGCGUUCCUUACAAGCCUAGACUUAAUGCAGAUGUUGUUCUUAAAUUUUAUGAUAGCAACAGGGAUAAAUUUAUACCAUUACUAAAUGAAGCACUCUAGCAAAGACAUUGGAAUCAAUCUAUCAAAAUCACUGCUACACCAGGAUAAUUGGUAGAAGAACCAGUGCAAUAAUAGGUUCAGAGAACAGGCGGAGGUAUAUCAGCCAUUAAAUCACAUAUUGAAUAAAAGACUAAGAUGAACUAGAAUGAGAUCAGCACUGCCUUUUAAGAUUUGAGUAGUCUUAAGGAAAAAGCCAAAGGGCUAGUUUCUAUCGCCAACCAGAUUCAAAACAAAAUAAAAAAGAAAGAACUAAAUGCUGAUGCUGAAGAGAUGAAAGAAAUUCAAAGUGUUAUGUUUAAUAUGGGUCUCAUCACAGACUUUUCAAGUUAAGUCUCAAAAGACCUAGCAGGUAAAAAUUAUUAUAUGGAACUGGCAAGAGAAGUUGAAAAGUUUUCCUUUGGAGUUUUGGAUAAAUUCGGAGGAGUGCUAGCGCUCAUUGAUAUCUACUGCAUGUAUAACAGAGCUAGAGGUACUGACCUUAUUUCUCCUGAGGACUUACUAAUUGCAUAGCACUUUAACUAAGAGUCAUAUUUCUAAAAACUAGUUAAACUAGCCUAGGAGUAACCUGGGCUAACUGCUGAUAGAAUGGCAAGCAUUCUAAGAGUAAAUGUCAUCCUUAUGAAAGAAUAAUUAAGGUACUACGAAUCAGCUAGAUAUUUUAGUUCAUAAAAAGACAUGCUUAUUAGUCAACUUUAAUCAGAGAUAUUUGAACUAAGAGGCAAAGGCAAUAACUAUAACAAAUUAAGAGACAAUAUGAUGGAAAUUGAGUAAGCUUACAGAAGAUUGCUCGAAGAUAAGGGUAAUUUUGAAGAUGGCUUGAGAUCUAAGAUCGAUCAUGGAUUAAUGGAGUCAAAUCACUUAUAGCAUGAAGUAGAGACUUUGAGACACGAAAUUACUUUUAGAUCAAAGUCAAAUGCGGAUGUUGCUACAGAUAUUCAAAGACUUAGACAAAUUAACAUAAUGAGAGACGAUGAAAUUUAUAACUGUGAAGCUGACCUGCAUUAAAAAUCAGAUCAUCAGCUUGCACUGAAAAAUGACCUUGAGGAUCUCGUUUAUGAAGUGAGUUAGUUAAGAGAAGAGAGAUCAAAGUUUAAUCAGGAAAACAUGCUGCUUGUAAAUGAAGGCAAAAUCUCAUAAGAAAAACUACUUUAGCUUUCAAAUAGAGGAGCUGAUUUGCAACACUAAAUCAAGAAUGAGCAGGAAAAAUAGUCUUCAUUUGAGAAAACUCUGGAUGAAAGAGAUCGUGAAGUAGCUAGAAAGAAUGAUGCUUUGUUCAGUACUUAGGCUGAAAUAAAUAGAUGCAAGGAAUUAUGUGACGAGCUUAGAAAGAGAGAAUCUUCUAUUUUAGUAGCUAUUCAGGACAAGGACUCUUUGAAUAAGGACAGUGAAAGAUAAUAUCUACUGGAUUAGAAUAAGUUAACUUAACUAAGAAUGGAUGUUGAUACUUUUGAACUUGAAAAUAACAAGCAAGACAAGCAUCUUGAUAUUCAGAGACGAGAUAAUGAAACUGUCAAGCAAACCAACUCUCGUUGCACUGAAAACAAUCUAUUGCUAAGAGAUGAAAUAGCUGCACUAACUCGUCAUUAAACGCUACUUGAUGAGUAAAACAGAGCAUUAGUCAUCGAACUAGAAAAAUUUGCUCAAACUGAUGAGCAUCUCAAGAAUACUCUGGAUAGAAGAAGACGUAUUUAAGAUAUGAAGGAUACCAUGCACAAGUAACUCGAACAGAGUCACCAGAGAGUUCUUAGAUCCCCAGUGAGACAACAAUGA
This is a messenger RNA of Stylonychia lemnae, 2256 nucleotides long. The record is from the annotation of a GenBank genome assembly. Lineage: Eukaryota; Ciliophora; Spirotrichea; Sporadotrichida; Oxytrichidae.